UAGCCACCCGUGCGCACGUAACGUUCUGAUAAGUGAAACACACAAGUGACAAUAUGGUGAAGUUCGAAGGAGAUUUCAGUAUCAACUCUAUACUGAUGAACCACGAGAACAAGGCGCCACCGUCUCCGGCCGCCUCCUCGACUGGCGCAUCACCUUCUGAAGCAGAUCUCAGUGAUUCGGAACUGGAUGUUAACGGAACUGAACCCGUUGACUGCUCUAAACCAAAGGAUGAUGAGAAAAAAGACAAGAAACAUGAGAAGCCAGCCUACAGCUACAAUGCCUUAAUAAUGAUGGCUAUCCGCAACAGCCCCGAAAAGAGACUCACACUCAACGGAAUCUACGAAUACAUUAUGACCAACUUCCCGUACUACAGAGAGAACAGACAAGGCUGGCAGAACUCCAUCCGUCACAACCUGAGCCUGAACAAGUGUUUUGUGAAAGUGCCACGCCACUACGAUGACCCCGGAAAAGGCAACUACUGGAUGCUCGACGCGUCUGCCGAAGAUGUGUUCAUUGGCGGAACCACGGGCAAACUCCGUCGGCGAUCAGCACUCAACGGCCGCUCGCGUUUAGCUUGCUUCAAACGCCCACUCUUCCCGGGCGCUCCUAUGCCCGGCGCGUACCCUCCGGCUUCUUACUCACAAUUGGUCGGUCUCUACUCUCAACUGUUAUAUCAAAGAUAUGCCCCAAUGCAAAUGAAGACGCCUCCAGUAGCGCCAAGCGCUGUUCACCCAGCGUUCCGAGGCGCGGAAGCGAUGGGUUUUGGAGGUCUACCAUACUCGCCAUCCCUGUACGAGCGAUUACCGUCGGCACCUUUUCUGAGCCAAAACUCAUUACUGCAGAGCUCACAUCUCGCUCAAACAUCAGCGAUGAUGGCUCAGACGUCGCCUCUGCUGCCGCCGUCGCCUCCCCUCAUGGCUCACUCGCCGCCCACGUCGGGAGCGUCGAGCCCCGAGCUGCCGUCGCCGUCGCAUCACCCCCUCACGCCACACAUCUACAAGCCGGUGACCGUUCUCAGUCGACACUGACUUGCCAAUUUCCGUACGGCUGAGCAAAGCUUGACGUUCCUAUCUGUGAUCUAGUAUUAAUUAGUGUACCAAAUGGACCAGUGGAAAUGAGGUAAUUUCUACUAACAAGUGUUUCUAGCACUGAACAAUGUCCGCAAUAUUAGCAACAUUCGUUGUGACCUCACUUAGCAUUCCGCAGUAGCAAUUGUAAAAAAUGUAAAUAUUUGCAGAAAUGUAUAUUUAUUGAGAUAGGAUUAAAAUAAUGAUAAGAGAGAUAUAAUAAAUAAAUACAAUGAAAAUAUUAUUU
This is a messenger RNA of Leguminivora glycinivorella, 1314 nucleotides long. It is a transcript of the gene Foxg1, whose product is annotated as fork head domain transcription factor slp2-like. The coding region runs from base 54 to 1028 and encodes 324 amino acids. Gene Ontology annotation, biological process: regulation of transcription by RNA polymerase II. Gene Ontology annotation, cellular component: nucleus. The transcript has a single exon. Gene Ontology annotation, molecular function: sequence-specific double-stranded DNA binding; DNA-binding transcription factor activity. The record is from RefSeq and is a predicted model, not a curated record. NCBI's taxonomy places the organism in Eukaryota, Metazoa, Arthropoda, Insecta, Lepidoptera, Tortricidae.